CCAAUCAACCUACACAACACAACACAACACAUUAUUAAUUUUCCAUUCUUUGUCUCUUUCUUUCUUUCUCCCAUUCCGAAUCCCACGGAUUUCACUUCCAUUCAAAGUCAUAGCUACCUUCCCCUACUUGCCUGCUAGAUCCAUUCCAUUUCUCUGGUUGAAGUUGUUAAUUUUGGUGUUGGAUGUUGAGUUUUGAAGCUGUGUAUGAUCUGAAAGUAAAUAAAUAAGUAAAAAAAAUUGUACUUUUUUCUGAGUUGAUGAUGGCAUCAGGUGGUGUUGCACCUGCUUCUGGAUUUAUAGAUAAGAAUGCAAGUUCUGUUGGUGUUGAAAAGUUGCCUGAAGAGAUGAAUGACAUGAAAAUUAGGGAUGAUAAGGAAAUGGAAGCCGCCACCGUGGUAGAUGGAAAUGGAACAGAAACCGGACAUAUAAUUGUCACAACCAUUGGUGGUAAAAAUGGCCAGCCAAAGCAGACAAUAAGCUACAUGGCCGAGCGUGUUGUUGGACAUGGAUCUUUUGGUGUAGUUUUUCAGGCAAAGUGUUUGGAGACGGGAGAAACUGUGGCCAUAAAGAAGGUUCUUCAAGACAAGAGGUACAAGAACCGGGAAUUGCAAACUAUGCGACUUUUGGACCACCCUAAUGUUGUAUCUUUGAAGCAUUGCUUCUUCUCGACGACUGAAAAAGACGAGCUUUAUCUUAACUUGGUGCUUGAGUAUGUUCCCGAGACUGCCAGUCGGGUGAUCAGACACUACAACAAAAUGAAUCAAAGAAUGCCUAUGAUAUACGUUAAACUCUAUUCUUAUCAGAUUUGCAGAGCACUUGCUUAUAUUCACAACAGUAUUGGAGUAUGUCACAGGGAUAUUAAACCUCAAAAUUUGCUGGUCAAUCCUCACACUCACCAACUGAAGAUAUGCGAUUUUGGAAGUGCUAAAGUCUUGGUAAAGGGUGAACCAAACAUAUCUUACAUCUGUUCUAGGUACUAUAGAGCUCCUGAGCUUAUAUUCGGUGCAACUGAGUAUACCACAGCCAUUGACAUCUGGUCAGCUGGCUGCGUACUUGGUGAACUUUUGCUUGGCCAGCCGCUCUUUCCUGGUGAGAGUGGAGUAGACCAACUUGUGGAAAUCAUAAAGGUAAUGUGUGUUUUAAACAAUAUUACUGAUAUUAUCUACCUUGCUACUAACUUGAACAUAUCAAGAUUCAUCUUUCCGUUUUGUUUACUGCUAUUUUUUAUUUCAUUAAUUCUGAAGAAUCGUGGCGUUCACUUGCAGGUUUUAGGUACUCCAACAAGGGAAGAAAUCAAGUGUAUGAAUCCUAAUUAUACAGAGUUUAAGUUUCCUCAAAUCAAAGCUCAUCCAUGGCACAAGAUCUUUCACAAGAGAAUGCCACCUGAGGCUGUGGAUCUUGUCUCAAGACUAUUGCAAUACUCUCCAAAUCUUCGAAGCACUGCAUUGGAGGCACUUGUUCAUCCAUUCUUUGAUGAGCUGCGCGAUCCCAACACUAGGUUGCCAAAUGGACGUUUCCUUCCUCCAUUAUUUAACUUCAAAGUCAAUGAGCUCAAGGGAGUGCCUUCGGAGAUGUUGGUGAAGCUGGUUCCACCUCAUGCACGAAAGCAAUGUGCUUUGUUCGGAUCAUCAUCAUAAAGCAGCCUUGUGUAGUUAUUAAUAUUAUUAUUAAGUACUUUCUUCUACCUGUGAAAGUGUAUCUAGUAAAAUUUCAAGUGGUUAAAUAGGUUAUUAUUACUAUUUUCUUUCUGUUGAUUUGUUCUCACACCACCUACCAUCCAAUUUAUUAUUUAUUUUUCUCCCUGCAUGUAGAAGAAAGCUGUUUGAUAAGCAACUUCAGCUUGAUCAUUACUUUGUAGGAUCUAAUGUGUCCACUCACCUUAAAAUGAAACCACUGUUUAUUAAAGUGAUAUGCUUAAUCACA
This is a messenger RNA of Trifolium pratense (red clover), 1923 nucleotides long. Its product is annotated as glycogen synthase kinase-3 homolog MsK-3. The transcript has 12 exons. The record is from RefSeq and is a predicted model, not a curated record. Gene Ontology annotation, biological process: protein phosphorylation; signal transduction. Gene Ontology annotation, molecular function: protein serine/threonine kinase activity; ATP binding. Bases 258 to 1637 code for a protein of 459 amino acids. Gene Ontology annotation, cellular component: cytoplasm. Lineage: Eukaryota; Viridiplantae; Streptophyta; Magnoliopsida; Fabales; Fabaceae.